GAGCUUUUCCUUUGAAAACACACUUGCAUCAAGUUGGCGCUUACAUAGUUACAUCUCCCUACUCUUCGCGCCUAUUGAACCCCAUUUUAGUCAGUUGGUCUCGACCAGCAAGACACAGCAAGCGCCGAAACACUUCAAGAUACAUAUCAUUCAUAUAUGGCGGAUUCAGCCAUGGAUUUCGACGAUUCGCUGGAUUUUGAACUUGAUGAUCCACCCUUAGUUGCCACAAAGAAAAGGAAAAAGGUAAUUGGAUUGGAUGAUCUCUUUAAUGAUCACAAGAAGGAGCAGCUGAAAAAGAAGAAGGAAAAGUCUAGGGGUGUGAAGGGUCCGAAAGUGGUUGAUUCAGACGAUGAUGAUGUUAAUGAGACCGCAAAUAAACUUUCUGAAGUCCUUGAUGAUUUUAAGAAGACGAUAUGUGAAGUUGACGGGCAUGAUGGUGGGUUGAAUGAUGUUGGACAGGAAGAUGUUACCUGGAGCUGGGGUCUGCAAGUCUUUGGAACUCAGAGAACUCCAUUGCCCUUGGUUGUUCCUCAGCUUGAAGAGUGCUUGCUGUUACAGAACUCUCUGAGUGAUGAACUGAAAGUGCUGUUGGAUCAUAGCUCACAGAUGGGAGAGACAUUUCUUGAAGGAUUACUCUUGAAUGGAUGGCUUUCUAAAUUGAUUAUGAUAUGUGGGUAUCUAGAACAACCAAUAGCUAAAUGGACCCUUAAUCUGUUGUUCUACUCAUCUGAGGAAUUGCUGAUGGCUUCUGCUUGUGACUUUUGGUGUGCCAUUCUGUGCAAUAAGACUGGUGCACCUGCGGUUAAGGUCGAAUGGCUGCCUAGCUUUCUGGACCUAAACAGAGCUCUUGAAAGCUAUGGAUUUCAGUUGCAUUUGUCAACAAUUAAUUUGACUCCUGUGGAAUCAACUCCUGACACAGGCUCUAAUCGUAGAGGACCUCCAACUAACAUCAGAGCAUGGAUCAAAUUUGCUGAAGCUUGUUGUCAAGUAAGGAGUUAUAUGAUAUUGUCAACACAAGAAGUUGAAGAUUUCAUAGGAAUUCUUAUCUGCCUCUUUUUGGAAAGGCAAUUACUAGGCUUAAGUGGAGCUUUGCAUAAUUGCUUGCGAUCAGCUAUCAACUUCUUUGAGGAGAAAGAAUGGAAUAGGAGCUGUGAGGAAGUUGUUAAAUCAAUUGCAGACAGAAUACCUGUAGAUUUGAGUUGCUUGAGGGCGGUAGAGUGCAUUUCAGGAGCUGAUACUCGCAGCAAGCAACUCAGAAGUGCUGUAGCUUAUCGAUUUCUGACAAGUUGUUAUGCUGAGCUACAGCUAACCAGUGGGAAGGAUGUCCUGAAAUUUCUGGUGUCAAUAAAUAUGAAAGACAAGACCUGCAAUCUUUUCAAGAUAUAUCUUUGCUUAGUUCUUGCUGAAAACUGGCUCCUUUUUGGGUCUGAAACCAAAACUUUCGUCAAUGAGCUAUGGAGCAGCUUUAUCCGUAAGUGUUCGAUCCAAAUCUCCAACACAGAUUUCAGGCCUUGUGCUCAAGAGAUCCGUAAUCGAGCUUCUUAUAUUCUACAAAGCAUGUCCAGAAAUUGAUGGUUUUUGGAUUAUAUGAAGAUACCUCAAGCUUAGAGUAGUAUACUGCACAUAUUUAGCUCUGUAUGGCUCGACGGUAGACCCCUGAUGCAAGAUGGCAAGGAACUAAGUCAGGCUAACCCAUCAGUGCUUCGAAAUCUCUCCCUUUUUCUUCAUUUUGUUGUUGAAAGCACUUGGGUCAAAGUUUUGUAGAUAGCCCUGGCUUCAGGUUUCUCUUCUAAAUCUUGGUGCUAUUAAAUUUUUGUGUACAAAGGACUUGUAGGCAGUACGUAAUUUAUCUCAGUGCUCAUGUAAGAAGAUGGUGAUAGUAAGUAGGGGGCGGUAACUAGUUAAGCUCGAGAUCUAUGUUGUUUAGCUAGUUUCUUAAUACUUUUA
Molecule: messenger RNA, 1947 nt
Organism: Beta vulgaris subsp. vulgaris (sugar beet)
Lineage: Eukaryota; Viridiplantae; Streptophyta; Magnoliopsida; Caryophyllales; Amaranthaceae
Exons: 13
Coding region: 157-1572 (471 amino acids)
Source: RefSeq, a predicted model, not a curated record